CACUAUAAUGCCGAGGGCCUAAGGAUGUAUGUCACUGGCUGUAAUGAUGUGCACUCGCGAUUCGGCUCGUCUUGCCUAGGUAUUGAUUACUUGCAAUUUCAUCUUCGUAUUCCUCGGCCGAUUUUUCGUCAUCUCGUCAGCCUGUCAAUCAUAUCGAUGGCUUCGUGUGAUUUGCGUACACUGCACAGUCUGUAUACACCAUGAAAUCAGUCCCUGGGUCUCGCAUGCCUGAGGAGAAUGUCGCCAGCAAUGGGCUUUUAGUCCCAUGGUACAUAGUCCCGAGUCGCUGGUCGUCGGUUGGGCCGGAACGGUUCUAGAAGACUACACGCCGCCACGUUGCGAUGAUCCGAGCCAAGAGAUCCGAGGCUGGGUAAGCUGAAUUGCGGCACAGCUGUGCCAGGGCAGCUCGGAGCUGAGAUCUGGGAUCUGACAAUCAACAUUCUAACCAAUUACAACGACAUCUAGACAUGUCGCGGUCUGGCUUCGGUCGACUCCCCAUCGAACUGAGCGCAUAUAUUGCUGAGCUCCUGGACACGACUGAUCUCUCCUCCUUCCGCUUCACAUGCAGACAGGCAGAUGUACAGACUUUCGAUGUCUUCGCCCGCCGUUGCUUAACACAAUGGCGAACCACACUCAUGGGCUCCGAUUUUGAGACCCUAGAACUAACCUCCCGGCACCGGAAUCUAGCCAAGUAUGUCAAAACGUUGAUCCUCGAAGAUGACGCCAAUCGAAGCGAAGAAACGGAUGUCUGGCCACGCGAUGAAGCGGGCAUGGUUCUAUGCAACACGAUCGGCGUGCCAGCUUUGAAGUGCAUGCUUCAAGAUGGCCGUCUGCGCCCAAGCGAGAUUCAUAUCAAAGACUGUCGCCUUAUUCACACUGUUCCGGGACCAUAUUACUGCGCCGCCAUGACACGCGAGGUUCUAGAGAAUCUGGAUAUAACUGUUGUCUCUUUGACUUUCGAACACGCGUUCCAUCAAACCGUUGUUGCUACUAUCGGUCUCGCGCAAGAACAUCAUAUUGGCAGUGAACUGGAAAUGUUGCAUUCUGCAAGGCUACUCCUUGCGGACGGACUCGAUCCAUACUGGCCCACGCGUGUCCUCCAUCGGGCACCAACGCUCAAACAGUUGGGGAUUCGCUGCGGUGGCAACCAGCAGCCUCGAGCAUUGAUAAGCGAUUAUCUCAUAGAGAAGGAGCCCCUCCCACGACUGUCAGAGUUGAGUAUCAUGGAUGGUAGAAUCUCAUUGGCGUGUUUUCGUCCUCUGAUCGCACCCUCGAUCGAGACGCUGACGCGACUUGAACUAUUGGGCGUUGAACUCAACGUUGAAACGUCAUGGAGUACGUUACUAGAACAAACUGCAGGCGAGCUCAACAAUCUGAAAGGAUUCUGGCUCAGCGGGCUUGGGAUACUUCCAUAUCGGGUCGGCGAACGAUUGAGAAGAACCCAACGACGCAUCAUAUUCACUUUUCCAAAAGAACGCAUUUCAGGGCAUCAUUGUCAUAAAGCCUUUCACAAAUACUCCUAUAGAUGUUCAGAUCCGGCAUUGCUUCAGUCGGGCCUGGAGCUCGCGGGCCCAAUGUUUUGGCCGAGAGGUGAGGUUGACGAAGUGAAAUACAGCGGGCCGAACGCAAGAGCAUUUCUGACGCUGGUGGCUAAGAUUGCGGUGGAAUACAUGCAAUCCGACGAAACUUGAUGAAUGAAAAUCUGGGAUGUGGACUGGGCCUGCUUCACUGAGAGCGAAAGACCGGAGUCGUCAUCAAGGUUUUCUUGGGAAUGAGAUAGGUUCAUUCAUUGCAGUCGUCUGCUAUGUAACAACAGACAGGCACGAAGAAAUCACACCGGGCGUAUGCAUCUCAACUCGAAGUCCACAAU
Pseudovirgaria hyperparasitica is the source of this 1870-nucleotide messenger RNA. RefSeq lists its product as uncharacterized. The record is from RefSeq and is a predicted model, not a curated record. The coding region runs from base 468 to 1691 and encodes 407 amino acids. Gene Ontology annotation, molecular function: protein binding. The transcript has a single exon. Lineage: Eukaryota; Fungi; Ascomycota; Dothideomycetes; Acrospermales; Acrospermaceae.